AAACACGAGAUGCUGCAGUUUGAACCGACAAAUACCAAAGAACAACACUUCCUUUAAAAGCCAAAGUACCUCUCUCAAACAUGAUGAUGGGAGUUAGAUGGGACAAUCGAGCAGCGGUUGAGAGAAGCAUGUUCAUUAUGCGGGUGAUGCUGAGCCUGUUUCCUCUGGUUCUUGUGGUCUGGAAUGGUGAGGCGUCACCUGUACAAGACAAACAAUCACACACCAAUGAGAUACUGACCACAGACCAGAAGGACUUGAAGAAGAUGAUGACGGAUAAGGCUGAGCUGAACCUCACUAGUAAAGAACUAGCUGACCCUGAUUUUCUGGGAGAGAAGUCUGUUUUUGAACCAACCCCUCGAGAUAAAUCUCCUUGCAGGCUCUUCUUCUGGAAGACCUUCUCCUCGUGUUAAAACUAGAAAACAGAACAGAGAGAUGAGUCUGUUGAAAUCUACAGUCCUGCCUUUGCAGUUUAACGCAUUGUAUUAAAAUCAAUGUGUAUGUCUUGGCUU
Messenger RNA from Sinocyclocheilus grahami, 509 nucleotides. Its product is annotated as somatostatin-2-like. Lineage: Eukaryota; Metazoa; Chordata; Actinopteri; Cypriniformes; Cyprinidae. The record is from RefSeq and is a predicted model, not a curated record. The transcript is spliced from 3 exons. Gene Ontology annotation, biological process: adenylate cyclase-inhibiting G protein-coupled receptor signaling pathway; regulation of cell migration. Gene Ontology annotation, molecular function: neuropeptide hormone activity; G protein-coupled receptor binding. The coding region runs from base 81 to 410 and encodes 109 amino acids. Gene Ontology annotation, cellular component: extracellular region.